Molecule: messenger RNA, 1012 nt
Organism: Asterias rubens (European starfish)
Lineage: Eukaryota; Metazoa; Echinodermata; Asteroidea; Forcipulatida; Asteriidae
Exons: 6
Coding region: 1-768 (255 amino acids)
Source: RefSeq, a predicted model, not a curated record
AUGGCACUGUGGCCUCCAGACUCGUCAUGGUAUCCAGCUGUAAUCACCUCCAUAACCAAAGGGAAGUCACUAAUCAAGUACUGUGUGCGUUACAAUGAUGAUGGCAUCACACGCUCCUUAUUUGAGCACCAGUGCCCACUUAAGCCUGCGCUCCCUGCACAGACUGAUGGUAGCAGUAGGAUAGGUCGUGUUAGGGGGCGAGUAGCUAACAAGAGUGAUUUGUUGAAACCACCCCCUGCUGGUGUAUCUUUCCAGUUGAACAAGGUUCUUAGUUCUAUGAGGAGAGACAGUGUUGGUCUGAUUGUCAAGAAUGAUUCUUUGAUUCUGGAAGUUGCCAAACUUGUUACGGAGGCUCAGGUCAUAUACGAGGAAGCGACCGUCUACGAGCAUAUGCAAAUGAGGCGGGCCUUGAGAAUGCUGGUAACAUGCGGUCUAGCGACUGUUUCACAAAUUCUGGCCUUGAAUGAACAUCAGCUUGAAACACUUGCAGACUUCAUGGGUCAUGAUUUGCGGGUCCAUCGUGAGUACUACCAGUUGCCAGACACUGUCCAGAGGCUUACCAAACUGUCUAGACUUUUCCUCAGCUUGGAGAGAGGCAACUUGGUUUCGCAACAUGGCAAAUCUUUGGAGGAGUUGCAUGUUACUGGAGAAGGCUUCACCAGCGAUGAGGACAGCAGUGAUUCAGGUGACUCGUGUGACCCAGCUUUGGAGGACAGUGUUGAUGCCAGAAGGCCACCAACCCAAACGGAUCCAGCUCCAAAAGCUUGACAAGUCAAGCGUUGACAAUUCAAGCGACGCCCCUGGACUGCCCAGGAAAAGAAAGACGUAACCGAGGGCUUGCAGAGAUUCAUUUUGCUGAAGUAGAUUCCAGGAAAACGUGACAUUGAAUCGUCCUGUCCUGUGGCAUUGCAGACCAGAACUUGGAGAAACAUUAAGGACUUUUGUAGAAACACGAUGACACUUAAACAAAUUUAAGGUCUCAUGCACCACCAAUGUACAGUCAUAACCUAGA